GAAAAUCAUCAUCGUCGCAUGACAUCAGUCAAACGUAAUUGGAUGCAACGAAACCCGCGACUAUUUUCGUCCAUUUUCAUCACAACGUCUCUGCUCUUUUUCUUUUCGCGUCCCAUCUACGACGCUUUCAUUCGCGACGAUCUACUUCCGUCCACAGGCAAAGCCAAACCGUUUUAACUCGUCACGUCACACCAUAAUGGAGUCCGUGCGUAAAGCCAACCAAAGACUAAAACAAUAUCCGAUGCUGUUGGGCAAAUGUUCCGAUAGCGCUGCAGUGUAUGCGGCUUGUGUAACUAGAGACUUAAAUGUGAGCCAUCGUGCAUGCGAACAAGAAUUUUUAGACUUUAAAAAGUGUUUACAAAAAGUGGCCCGGGACAUGAAGACGAAACUGUGAAAAACUGAUAAAGACUCUUCCAUCUGGUGCAUCUAGUUUAGUGUGACAAAAUGAAACUGAAAGUGCUAGCGGACGCGUUAAAGACAAUUUCAUUUCAAAAUCAUUUGAUCCUCAGCAUUCUGAUUCGAUGCCUACUAAUCGUAUACGGAGAGAUACAGGACGGUGUGUCCGAGGUGCCGUACACUGACAUCGACUAUAAAGUGGUGACUGACGGAGCCCGAUAUGUAACCAACGACCAGUCGCCAUUCAAUCGACACACAUACAGAUACACACCACUUCUGGCCUACCUACUGGUGCCCAACGUUCUGCUGCACAAAUGCAUCGGGAAAAUUUUGUUCUCAAUCGGAGACAUUUUGGUGGCCGUUCUGAUUUACAAAGUCAUCAUCGACGAGUACACAGCCAUUUUCGAGCAUAAUUCGUCGGCAGUGAUGAAUCGGCUGAGGGGUCAGAAGAAUUCAUUCAAAUUCCGUUUGCCUGACAGGUAUGUGAUAAACGCGAAAAUUGGUGCGAUGAUUUGGCUGUACAAUCCACUGACAAUGGUAAUAGCGACGCGAGGAAACGGUGACUCAUUGACCAGUUUAUUGGUGUUGGUGACAUUGUGGCUGUUACUUAAACCGUCGGAUAAUCAGCUGCAGUACUUCGUAGCGGGAUUAGUGCAUGGGCUAGCGAUUCAUUUUCGAUUGUAUCCGUUGGUAUUUAGUCUGUCCAUGUUCCUGUAUGCCGGACGGAACAAUCAACGUAUUUGGAAGAUCAACGCAAAGCAAAUUUGCCUCGUCAUCGGAACGUUAUUUAGCUUAGUCGCUUUAACGACCUUCUUCUACCGUCUAUAUGGCUCGCAGUUUAUCUACGAAACGUACAUCUACCACUUGGUUCGAAAGGAUACGCGCCACAACUUCUCGCUGUACUUCUACAUGCAGUAUCUGAAUGCCGACCAAUCCGUCACCGUAAUUGAGAAACUGCUAACGCUUGCACCGCAACUUUUUAUACUUACCUUAUCGAGCCUUCACUUCGGCCCGAAUCGAAAGACGCUGCCGUUUUCCAUUUUCAUCCAGUCAUUCACCAUGGUCACCUUCAACUCAGUGCUUACCUCACAAUAUUUCGUGUGGUUCCUGUCGAUAUUGCCGUUGUGUUGGAAGAAUUUUUCCAAACUGAAAAUACGAUCCAUUUGUUCGUACGCUUUGCUGUGGUUUCUCACCCAGGCGGCAUGGCUAUUUCCGGCUUAUUUAUUGGAAUUUAAAGGCUGGAACACGUUCAACAUGUUGUGGAUGCAAGGUAUCAUGUUUUUUGCGGCGAACAUUUUCAUCAUGGAACGUUUGAUCGCCAAUUUUGGGGCAGUAGCCGAUUUUCGAUUGAAAGAAUUUUGAAUGAACAUUUUUUUGAUUUUUAAUAAAAUA
This is a messenger RNA of Bradysia coprophila, 1788 nucleotides long. RefSeq names its product Phosphatidylinositol glycan anchor biosynthesis class M (gene PIG-M). Gene Ontology annotation, molecular function: GPI mannosyltransferase activity; alpha-1,4-mannosyltransferase activity. The record is from RefSeq and is a predicted model, not a curated record. Gene Ontology annotation, cellular component: glycosylphosphatidylinositol-mannosyltransferase I complex; membrane. NCBI's taxonomy places the organism in Eukaryota, Metazoa, Arthropoda, Insecta, Diptera, Sciaridae. Gene Ontology annotation, biological process: GPI anchor biosynthetic process.